AAACGAGAGGAGCAGACUAAGAACAUUUCACACAAAGCAAUAUACAGCUAGAAAGGAAAAUUGUAUGUCGACUUAGAGGAAUUUUGACUUCUCAGCAAACUUGAGCUCAGACAUGGCGUUUCCUGCUAAAAUCCGUGCCGAAAGCAUUGCAACUCUACACUUUCUCCAUCCUAUUCCCGCCCAGCCGUUGUCCAAUCCAGUGACGAGCAUUCAAUGUCGGAGGGAAGACUAUACCUUAUCCUUUGAAAAGGAGCGCAGCCUUUGCAGUACACUCGCUUUUCUUGCGUAUGCAAAAGAUGAUAAUAACAAUAUCCCAGCAAUAUGUUUGGAAGAGGGUACUGGGGCCGCAUAUUUGAACGUUCUGCUUGCCAUAAAUAAAUUCGGGCAUAACAGAGGAAACCUGGUUCUUGAGAGAUUGAAGACGGAAUUUGAGAGGAUUUUUUCUCUCCUUUCUCACGCGGACGAUACCACAUUGGGCGUGGAGAAUGAUGUAUUCAAAGCCAUCAUUGCUAUGUGUUCAGCUCGGAUCCUUUACCGCUUAGGUCUUAUUCAACAUCCCAAGAAAAUUCAAAGGCGGUCAAUUAAAGAAAACCUCCAAGCUACUUUGGAGUAUCUAAGACAGAAUGCAAACCACAGGCACGAACCUUCAUCCCCCCGAUACUCAUUCAUCGACAAAACAAAGGAAGUAAUAAAGCUUGCCGACUCUUGGAACAAGCACCAAACGCAGUCUGAGUUAGAGAAGCUAGUUGAUAGCAUUCGUCACCUACAACAAGUCAGGGGCUUCCAUGAUUUGAUCAACGCAAUACCCAAUAGAGCUAUGGACCCAAGCUCAAGGGCCCGUCUCAUAAAUAUAAUAAGGAAAGUCGCACGAUACCGUGAAGCAGCUAGGUUGCUAUACCGGACUGCUAAAAAGACUCCCAUAGCCCGCAAAAUGCGUCUCGUGCUUGUUUCAUUACCUCAAAAGGUGUUCGAUAAAGAUUUAAGCAGUGACUACAUGCCGGAUCUUAGCAAUACUCUCCCACUAAUUGAUGAGCUUAAGAAUGAAAAGGGUCUAGAGCAAGUCUUCCGUUUAUUGAAUACCACCGAGGAACAGGCAAAAAUACAGUUCAUUGCCCAAACACAGAAGACUUUGCGGGAGGCGAGAAUCCAUGCCGAAAUCCAGCUCCUUUAUUACUGCGAGUUCCAUAUGUCGCCCAAUGCACAUAUGCCUCGAGUCGUAUGCUCAAGCAAAGAUGCUUGUUGGCUAUGCAACGAGUUUAUUCUCAUGUAUGAGAAGAUCCACACACCUAAAUGUCAUGGGAAGCUGUAUCCCGGGUGGCGACUACCGACAUCGUGCGGGCCCAAGUAUCAUGAUUUGGUAACGAGAUUUAACAUGCGGCUUCAAGGCCAUAUUAAGAAUGGUCUGGAAACAUUAUUUGCGAGAAGGGAGAAGACUGUGUAUCCUGACCCGAACGAGAGCACUUUACUCACAUUGCCUUGGUCGUCCUCGACACUGCCCACUCUGACAUCUUUCUCUUUAGACGCAUCAGAAACUUCAAGUACCGUGAACAAGAAUCCGCAAAAGAUUGCACUUCCCUCCGAAGAAGCACCAACUCAUGAGUCUGCACUAGCUGAUGAUGAGGAGGGCAAGAAAACGCCAGUAGAGGCGGAAGAAAUAGCACACGAGGGUUCUUCCCAUUUAAGCAGAGAAACGAGUAGCGUUCCGGAAAGCCCGGACAAAAUAAGAACAACAGUGGCUUCGAGCUCUUUAGAGAGCAAUUUGAUACUCGAACCAGGUAAGGUCAUGUCAAGACAAGUUGGGGUCGGAAAGGCUUCUUCACUAUAUAAAGCAGGUCCCCUAGAAAUACAGAUCGAAUAUGCCGAAAAUUCAAGCCAAGAGUCGCGAGGUGGACACCGGAAGAAACUCUCAUAUGCUGUGGAAUGGCUGGCAUCUGAGGAGGUCGAGAGGCUGCGAAAUGGGCAAGAGAAUCUUGUUAUUGACGCGGCGUCUUUUGAAGGUGAGAUAGAGCACAGUACGGACAGAAAUGGGUGUGUGUACAUUUCUAACGGCGAUGCCGUGGUGAAAAUCUUCAUGCAGCCGGUGGCUAUGAAGCAAGGCUCGGAACAACUAAAUACACCCACGAGAUGAUCCCUUCGUGUAUUAGUAUAAUAUACUUCUAAAAAAUUGCCAUGUGCGUGUAGUUGUUCCGAGCCUUGCUACGAAGUAACGACAUCUCAUAUCCCCUUUAGGCAGUAGCCAGGUUACGAUUCUUCCGACUACGCGGUCUACUAAUAUUCCUCCAAGGCGUCAAGGACAUACCCGGCGAUAAGUUCUGGCAGAAGGCGGACUACAUUAGAGAGAAUGAGGGUAUGUUUAACCAUAGAGAUACCGGCUUUGAUAAAUUCCACGUUUUGCGACAACUCUUUGCCAAAGAAAAAGAAGGCAUUUGAGUGGGCAAUAGCCCUGCAGAAUAGGGGGGUAUUAGCUUAUUAUAUAUUUGG
This is a messenger RNA of Daldinia decipiens, 2481 nucleotides long. RefSeq lists its product as uncharacterized. The coding region runs from base 113 to 2128 and encodes 671 amino acids. The transcript has 3 exons. The record is from RefSeq and is a predicted model, not a curated record. Lineage: Eukaryota; Fungi; Ascomycota; Sordariomycetes; Xylariales; Hypoxylaceae.